GUGACAAGUCGAUUUCCUCCUCCCUGGGAGCCGCUCGGUACAAAGCGCUCGGCGCCGGCAGGAGAACGUGCGCACGGCAGGCGAGGGCGGGCAGCCGGGACGACUUGGCGAGCGCUAGCAGUGACGGCCCCCGUCCGGCGCGCACAGUUGUUGACUACUUUUGGACAUUCCUGGAGGACCUUGUCCCCAGACUGAGCAAUUGAUGGGAAGCUGUUUCUGAUGACAUCACUCCCUGGAAUGCUUGAGUGUUACUAUUAAUCAAGUCUGCCCACCUGAAGAUGGCCUGUCCCCACCCUAGGAUGCAGCCCAGUGCCUGAGGUCCUUACCAUGGUGAUGAUCCUAAGGAGAAGCCUCAUUAUCCAGGGAGCUGACUCCAUAACACACAGGACCUUCAUCCCUGAACUGCACACGCCAAAGAAGAUGAGUCAAGGACCUACCCUUCUGUCCUGUGGAAUUAUGGAAAAUGACAGAUGGAGAGACCUGGACAGAAAAUGCCCUCUUCAGAUUGACCAACCAAGUGCCAGCAUCUGGGAGUGUCUGCCUGAAAAGUGUCAGGGUAGCUCCCUGUGGCACCCGGAGGCGGUGACCGCCUGUGCAGUGACCAGCCUAAUCAAAGACCUCAGCAUCAGUGACCACAACGGGAACCCUUCAGCUCCCCCCAGCAAACGCCAGUGCCGGUCACUAUCCUUCUCUGAUGAGAUGUCCAGCUGCCGGACGUCAUGGCGGCCCUUGGGGUCCAAAGUCUGGACUCCUGUGGAGAAGAGACGAUGCUACAGUGGGGGCAGCGUCCAGCGCUACUCCAAUGGUGUCAGCCCCAUGCAGCGGAGCUCCAGCUUCAGCCUCCCUGCUCGGGCCAAUGGGCUCUCCUCACCCUGCCACCAGCGCUUUGGGGGACAGCCCUGCCAAGAAUCACCAGGUUCAGCCCCCUGUGGACAGGUGGGCGAUGCCUGGAGCCCCGACCCACACCCUGUGGGAGGGGGCCGGCUGGACCUGCAGCGGUCCCUCUCUUGCUCACAUGAGCAGUUUUCCUUCCCAGAAUACUGUCCACCCUCAGCCAACAGCACACCUGCCUCAACGCCAGAGCUGGCAAGACGUUCCAGUGGGCUUGCCCGCAGCCGCUCCCAGCCAUGUGUCCUUAAUGACAAGAAGAUUGGUGUGAAACGGCGGCGUCCUGACGAAGUGCAAGAGCAAAGGCCUUCUCUAGACCUUGCCAAGAUGGCACAGAACUGUCAGACCUUCAGCAGCCUCAGUUGCCUGAGCAUGGGGGUGGAAGACCACAGCUCUCAGAGCCCCCUUGCCCUUGUCAGCAAUACCCGAUCCUGGACCGCAUUGCUGUCAGCCUCCAACCCAGGGGGCAGGACCCCUGCCGGGACCCCCGUUCCAGAGCCUGUUCCCCACUCCUUUGAUGAUCACAUCCCCUGCCAGGAGGACCUAUCCUGCGAGGAGUCGGAUGGCUGCAGUCUGGAUGAGGGUUGCUGCAGGAAGGGGGAGCUGGCCACAGCCUGGCAGGACCUUGGAGCCUGCACGAACAGCCUCUGCUCUCUGGACGGCGAGCUGGACAUUGAGCAGAUAGAGAACAACUGAGGCGGCUGUGGACCGAGGCCUGUGGCAGAGGCUUUGCCAUGGAUGGGCCUUCCUCCAGGCCUUAGGUGGUCACUCCAAGGGGGACCCUAGCUCCUGGGCCUGGGGAAAAAGCUCCCAAAAGGGAGCCCACCCGCUUCCCAGGGAGCAGCUGUCACCCUGUAGUGCCCAAAUUUGUGAAGGCAACUUGGCCACACCUCACAGGCAACAGCUGGCCUCCUGCCAGUUCCAUGGAACUACUGUAGCCCAAGAACAGGCUUUUGGUUUGGUCUCCUCUUUGUUCCUCAUCGAGUGCUGGGUAGCCAUUCUCCAGUAGGGCUGGGCCAGCCGCAUCCCUCAAGCAGGGUGCCAGGUGGCUGAGCCUGCUGUGGCCUCGCUCAGGUUCUAUCUGGGGAGUUGCCCAAAGCCUCCUUUUACUUAGUUUACUCCGUGCCUUCUCUCCCGGGUCUCCCUGCCCCAGGCUCAGGAAGGUUCGGGAGAUGCCUCCUGUAGUGACACCAGACCGUGUGGCCUUAAUCCAUUUGGGGCACUGUGCAGGGAUUCUGGGGAUAAUCCGUGUCCCAUUUUUCCAGGCCAGGGAUAGGUCAGGGAUGACCAGAAGCCAUCCAUACUAGGCAUUUGGUAGUUGUGUUGACUGAAAAGUGGGCCCAUGAGUUCUCCCGUGGCACCAAGAAUCACCCAUACCGCUGCCAGAACAGGGGCUGCCUUGGCAAGGCUGGUACUGGCAGCCUUCCUACUCUCCCCAGUCCCUGAGGGCUGAGUUCAGUGGAUUCUGCUGAGUGUAGAGAUGUCAGUGACAAGAUGACCUUCAUAGUGUCCUCAGGAACUACUAGCAGGUGCAGGAGAUUUGGUCCUGUGUACAUUCCUGGGCAGAGGGAUGCCUGCUGCCUGCUUUGCAGGCUGGCUACUUUGUAGGCAUCCCUCUGUAGCAACCUAGGCUGGGGGCCUUCGAGUCUCCACAGCAUUCCUAGCACAUUUUUGCUUGUUCACAGACACUGCUGGCUUUAAUGAAAGUGUACUACCGUCAGCUUCAAGACACCCCCUCCCCCCAGUCCACUGAUGUGAGCCUUAGCGGCCCAGCCACAGCAUGGGCUUGAAUCAUAAUCCCCCUUGCUGCUCCUCACUCCCAGCAUAGUUCCCAGAGUGCAUCGGUUGAGGCAGCUCCCAGAGUCUUUCCUGCAGACAUGCUUCAGGGUUCUGCACUCUGAGACUCUGGCUUCUAGCAAACUUGGCAUCUGCUGCAGACAAUAGCAAGUGGGCUGGCUUAUACAAGUGGCUUGUUUUCCCAUACGGCUAAAAAUAACUGGUGCAUUCUCUUGAGUUCAUGGACAUGUGAUGUAGGCACUUUUGUAGUUACUCUGCUGUGCCUACCCUCUGAGGUUCCAUCCUCCACUGGUUGAGACCAAAUGGCUAUCUUUCUCCUAAAGAAAGACCUUGAUGGGAACCUUUUGUCUAAACUUUAACUUGUCAGUCAAUCAGAAGGAAGGCUCAAGUUCUGAUGUGUAGGCAAUGUUUCUUUAAAAUCAGACCCAGGUUGGGCAGUAUGGUCGGUACAUGUGAAGGUGGGACACCACUGGGACUUGGAGGCACUGGAAAGCCAAAGUAGAAAGCUGGUGAAGGCAUGGCAUGUGAGCCCUGCCUGGUGGGUCACGGAGGCCAUACUUUCUCUGAGCAAACCUGGAGGAAGGUAGUUGAGUGUGGGAAGCAAAUACCAGUGCCCUGAAAACCCACAGUGAGAGGCUCUGGAUCUGGAGUAGCCUCACAAGUCCCUAAAGCCACCCCUCACGAGGGAUGCAGAAUCUGGGCCCUGUCCCCUGGCCCAUUUCACACAGCCUGCUAAGGCCAAAGGGUAGGUUAGUUGCCAGCUGCCUCUCCUGUGGACUGUGACCAGAAACUCCUGGUGGAGGGUGUGUCAUAAGGCUGUUGUAAUGGAUGACUUGUCUUUAGACUGUCUUCCUUCAGCCUGAUGGCUAAAGGGCAACUUCAUCCUUCCUCCCUCUAGGGCGUCAUUCCCUGGGGUAGGGACUGGCCCUUUCCAGCUUCCUCAGGCCCCUCUGGACUGCCCUUGUCCCACUAAGGCCUCAGUCCAAGUCCUCAGCAUGGUAGCCAGGGAAGAUGGCAGGAGCCUUUGUGCUCCUCUUCGUUUGCUUUCUGACAUUGUUUUAACUGAACAAAGUAGGUCUUACCUAGAAGGUGCCCAUUCGUCCUUCAGCAGCCAUGCUACCCAGACAGACUCAUUCACUGGCCCCAACACCUCUGGUCUUGGAUCUCUUGGAGGAAGGUUCCCCUGGGAGGUUCCCUCUGGCUCCUACAUGCUUGGUGCCACAGGCAGCAAUCAGACCGGUUCACCGCCCCCCCCCCCAGCACUGUGGCUUCAGCAAUCGCUGGCUUCAAUAUGGGCAACAUUAAAGGCCUUACUUUCCUCAUCCUGCCUGUGAGUGUCAUCCCCCAAAGAAGCUGAGCAUGUACUUGGCUACCCACUUGCCUAGGGAGCCCAAAGGUCUAGAGCAAGGCUGUGGUGCGGCUCCACCAGAGCCAACUAGGGGAGAGGGCCAGCCAUCUAUCACAUCUAUCGCUCCAAAAGCCACUGAACUGACAGAGUUGCUCUCUGCAGGUACCUGACCUGAGUUCAGGGUAGUAGCCUAGACAGUUUACAUGACUGCCCACGCUUGCCUUACUCAUGGGUGGUGGAGGUCGGCACCCAUGGGCUUCCUCAUGCACAGUCCCAAGAACUUGUUCUGCCCACACAUGCAGCGGUUUGUUCUCAGAAAGCCUUACUUUAUUUUUUUUAUUUUAUUUUAUUUUUAUUAUUAUUAUUUUUUUUGGUAGCAGGAGAGUUUUCUAAAUUUGUAUGCAGAAAGAAAAGUUAAAUAAAAGAAAGGUCCAUAUUAAACAGGAACACCCCCCCCCCUCAAUUCCCAGAUGGGUCGCCUAUGCAGACAGAUGGCAUUCUUUAUCUUGGGCUCAUUCAAGGUUCACAGCAGUAAGAACUCACCCCUGGAUCCUACACCCCAUUUCCACUCAUGUGGUUAAAGUUACUUGAAUGGUGGCCACUUAAAAUGUAAGCCAGGUGCCAGGGCUCAGGGACCCUCUGCCCAUGCAGCCCACGAUGCUGCCCCUUGCCACAUCCAUGCUGCUGGUCAGACCCCUCCCCUUGGUGCCAGGCCCCUUAAGGAGGAAGAGAAAGAUAUUUUAAAAUUGCAGACUGAUGAAGCUCCUGUAGCCUAGGUAGGAUAGCCUGACCUCCUAGCAUAGUCUCAUUGGCAAAUGAAUUGCAUUGUCAGUGCAGGGGGGAUUGCCCAGGGGUCAGAGACAGAUGGGCGGGCAGGCUGUGCUAGGACCAUGUGUGCUGUCCCAGCCAGGUGGCGGUGGUGGUACUAUUUCAGGUAGUAUGGUGACUGGUGUGGUGAGUCAGCGGCCCCCACCAGAGCAGCAGUCCUUGGCAGCCUGUGCGGGGGUCUUUUCACAAGCCCCUCCAUGCACCGCUGCCUGCCUUCCCUCCCACACAGGCUCUAGUCUCAGGAAUUUGCUUGUUACUUUUACUGUGUAAAUAAAGCUUCCUGGUCCAACCCCCA
Phodopus roborovskii (desert hamster) is the source of this 5156-nucleotide messenger RNA. RefSeq names its product family with sequence similarity 53 member B (gene Fam53b). The coding region runs from base 328 to 1584 and encodes 418 amino acids. The record is from RefSeq and is a predicted model, not a curated record. Lineage: Eukaryota; Metazoa; Chordata; Mammalia; Rodentia; Cricetidae. The transcript has 5 exons. Gene Ontology annotation, cellular component: nucleus. Gene Ontology annotation, biological process: protein import into nucleus; positive regulation of canonical Wnt signaling pathway.